UAAGUAAUCAGUAAAGUAACGGGAUUAUUUUUUUUGGGAAGUAAUCAGUAAUUAGUUACUGAUUACUUUUUUCAAGUAACUUGACCAACACUGGUGCUAACAGUGUAGCUCAGUGAGUUAACAACUACAUCAAAAACGUAGAAUAGAGCCCAGGGGUCGAUAAAAGUGGAGAAAUUGGUAUCAUACUCAAAGCAGUUCAUGGUAAGUCUGAGUUUCUUUGUAACCUGGAGAGGCAGGGCAGCAGAGAUGAGAAGGAUGAUAAGGGACUGCUCUGAAUGGGUGUCACAAGGAAAGCUUUACAGCAAAAACGUCUGGACUGGGAGCCAAGUGAACGACCUGAGGCUGGAAAACUUGUUUUUUUUUUGGUUUUGGGUUUUUUUUUUUGUUUGUUUUUUUGGAUGCUGGAGGUGCUUAAUGUUGACAGCCAAAUUGAUCUGGACAGACUGCACUGUUUUUUUUUUUAGAUUUAAUGCGAACCCCGUUGGUUUUAAAAAUCUACCAUUGAGAAUAGUGAAAUGCACUUACUGGACCCCCACAAACACCUGCUGAAAUGAUGAGGACAAAGAACAGGUUAAAGAUGGAUUUUAUAUUGAGUUUGGAUUGCUGAUUGUUGUGUGGUCUCUAUUUGUUUCAGUUGUUUUUUUCCUUCAUCAUGAUUUAUAAGUGGGAAAAUUCCUAUAUGAAGGAAAACCCUGCAAUACAAACAAAUACAAAUGAUUAUGAGAUCAUCUAAGCAAAGUAUACUAUCAGUAAUGUGUUCUUUAUCGUUUUUAUCAUUGUUGAUUGUUGUUGUUGUCCAUUUUUUCCUUCCCUGGCCUUAGGUAUCAGACUGUACUGCAGUUUUUUGGUGUUUUAUUGUUGUCAGGUGUGUGUCAGCUGCUGAACACCUGACCUUGAGCGGAUGCUAAGCAGGGAAGCAUCAUAUGGACGGCUAACAGGGCUAACAUGUGCAGAGCUUGCAGACCACGGGACAGCACACUGUACUCAUAUUUUAGCUCUUAGCUUCUUGCUGCUUUGCGUAUCUUUCUCCUCCAGCUCGUCCUCCUCUCUCUUUAUUAAGCUUUGUUUUUCUUUUGACUUCCAUGCUCAUUUUUCCUCCCCUUCCACUCCUCCUUCCAGCCCCUUAGUCCUACUGUCGUCUAUUUUUAGCUCCUCGUGUGUUGAGCAGAAGAGGUGCGUGAAAGCAUGGGAGUGUGUCUGGAUUGCGGGGGAGAAAGGUGCAGGCUGGUGUGCGUGUGUGUGACUGUGUGGGUAUGUUUGGGUCUCCAUCACGCUACACCAAAUUGCCCACCACGAGGCACACUCUGCAGUCUUCAGACAGUCAUUAGGAGUAGGAUGUUGACAGUGCUGGGCUAGAUAUGACAGUAAUUACUACGUAAUGAAGCUGCUAAAUUUAGUGCUCUAUAUUGAGUAAUUCAAUUUAAUCCUCACAUUAUGUGGUUUAAAAUAACUCGCUGCUCAUGUAUACAGAAUCAGGACACAAACAAGUUCACUGACAAAGUUUUACUAAAAGUGCAAACAUUCAGAAAUAUGGAAGGUAUUAAACCAACCUGAGAAUGUCAUGAGAAAUUAAGUUGGUGCCAUGUAGCAGUGUAGAUGUUUAGUACUUCCUUCGCUUCCUCCCUGCCUUAAUAGCCACAGAUAAUGAUUGACUCUUGAAAUUAAACAAUCAUAGUAUAGCCAAUCAUCCUUAUGCAGAUCACAAACAUGAUGAUCUUACCUCUGUUCAUAAACUGAUAAGUUGCAUUGAUGACAUAAACUGUUGGAUGUCUUGAAACUUUUUAGAGCUGAAUAGAGUCUCUGAAACCUUGACAGUAUUUUAGACAGUGAUCUCAAUUUAGAUCUCAUUAUUUUAGAUUAUUUUAUUGUUGUAUUAUUUGUAUUUGAAGGAUUAUCCAAAUUAUCAGUAGGACAAUUCACUCAGAAUGCAUCAGCCCAGUGUCCUUACAGUUACAUGGAAAUUUGAACAUAUUACUCCUGUACUGAAGUCACUGCACAGAUUCCCAGUUUGUUACAGAAUUACCCUUAUAAUCUUUGACUUGCUCAGUGUCUGUAACCCAGUCAGAUCUCUCAGGUCAUCAGGUGCAAAACUUGUAACUGUCCCCAGAAUUAGAUCUAAGUGUGCUGAUGGUGCUUUAAGUUCCCAUGGACCUGUUCAUUGGAACAAGCUGCCUGCUGACCUGUUAUCAUUAUAAACCUACACGGAUGUUUUAAUCUUCUGCGUUCAGUGCAUUGAAUUGAAGUAUAAUGAAAUGUGCUCUAUAAAAAAUGCCAUUGCCAUUAUAUACGUCACAUAAAUACUUAAAGGAACAUGUUGUUUUGCUAACAUAGCAAUAUUGUAAAGGUGUUAUUUUUUUAUAGAAAUUGUAUGACAUUUUAACAUUACACUGUCAUUGUUCAGUUAUUUAGUGCAAAUGAACACCAUUGUUAAACAAAACGGUAAAAUUUGAAUUUCAAUGUACUGAUAAGCCCCCUUUUUCUUGUUUUUGAGACAGUAAAACUUGGACAUCAAAUCUGAAACAACCUUCUUACGUAGGAUUCCCUUUUUAAUCAGAAUGAUUGUAGUCAGAAAUAAAAGUAAUAAUAUAAUGUUAAGCUUACUGAUAACACUCAGUCUUAAUUAUUUCUAACAAUCAUCAGAAGCAGAAUAAUUUAGCUAUGAAAGUCAGUAUUUCAGAAUGAUUAGAUUUGACCGAUGACCUUUAAUUUCAGCAUGUUAUCAGGAAUGUCUUGUGAGCCCUCGGCUUCCUGUGGAAAAGUUUCUGAGCUUUAGUUGACUUGGAGGUCCAUUGGGGAUCAUUGCGGUCCCCACUUGUUAAAACCAGUGCUAAUACUAAUUCCUAUUUGACUGCCAUUCCAUUUUUAAUGUCCACAUGAUGUUGCCAGUUGUGUCUCUUGGAACUCAAAAUUUCUUUAGAAACCUCUUAAUCAUGACUUAUUGUUAGUUUGGUGUAAGGAAAUAAUUACGUGUCUUUUAUAGCCACGUUUGCGUCUUGGCUGUAAAGGCAGGAACUGCAUCUGUAUGGCAGCUGAAGCUUAUUUUGAAGCUUAGUUGUUACAGAGUUCACAAAAGUUUAAAACUAAAAUUUGUUUUUUGUUUGUCUGCUUUGUUUUUGCAACCACUUUGGUAGUCUUGUGUUGAAUCAUGUGAUUUUUGGGAGAAGGUGAUUUAUUUGUGUUGUGCAUUAAUAUUAUAUUAUUGUGUAUAAUGCAGAUAUAAACAUUUGAUGAGAGACAAUAACAUUUGAGUUUGGCCUUCUUUUCUGAAUUUGAGUUGUCCCCUGUUGAGUAGUGUUACAUGCAGAUUUUAAACCCAUAUAUUUAACACCUGGUUUAACUUGUGUACAGGGUUGUGCAUCUAUUGGCCUAUUGAAAUCUAAAGCUGUGGUGGGGCUGUUGGUUCUUUAUUUGUUUUUUCCCUGUGUGGAUUGCUCCAAGAUUAAUAAUAGAAAUAUUUCCUGUAAGCUGUACUAAAACAUGUGGUUAUUGUUUUCAGCAGCGCUUUACUUACAAAUGCUGUGUACUGGGGUCUAGAAAGAGACUGGGCAGAUUCUUGCUGCCUGAUUGCCUGUGUUUGUGGGGGGAUGAGAGAUUUUAAAAGUCAAAUUCACAAGUUCUGUGUUACAAUGAAUGUUUCUAAUUUUAGCAGUGUGAAACAUCAUGUUUAAGUCUUGGGGUGAUUAUGAGAAACACUGGCACCAAGGAAAAAAAAAAAGAACGGGGAGGAGUGGGAGGGUGGUGGAAGGAGGGCAGCCUCGUGUCUUUGCAGUUGAUCAUUGGUUGGAACCACUGGGAAGGGGGUGGUGCCUCAGUGCCACUGUUUCUGUAGAGAGAGGCAGAGAGAGCGAGUAGUGUGAGAAAGAGACAGCAAAGGAGAAUAAAUGAACACUGGGGGUUCUCCCAGCCUGCCUGCCUGCCUGCCUGAUUUCCACUACAGACAAAGGUGAUGCCCUUCCCAGCUGAGGUGGGCGUGCGUGCAUUUUGAAUACCGGUCACCUCGCACACCUUCUUCAACCUCACAGCUCAAGGCAUUCUGCUGUGAUCUUUCUGCGAAGGACUAGACAGAAACUGAGGCAAGAGCAAGCAGAGAGGCGGAAACAGCAGCAAGAAAUCAGAGCUGGAGGAUAAGAAACGGGGGGGAAGAGGAAAGACAAGCAAGUUAAUGGACUGAAUAAAAAUGAUGCUUAAUCUUUCAUGUAAAUUAUGUAUGCAGCACAUUAAACAAUAAUGUCUCCUCACUGGAAGCUGUGUCUGUGACUCUGUGGACUGUAGACAGAAAAGAGAGAGAUUCAGUCUGGGAUUUCUGCAGCUGCAGCAGAUGUUGAUGACAUCUCAGACUAUAUAGGGAAGGGAGGCAUUUCAAGCAAGUCGGACUGGAAUUCCUUAAAAGUCAAAUUUUUGUCUCUUUGCUCUUCUUUGUGCCUUCAACUGGGAAUUUUGCAGUACCGAAACAGGAAAAAGAAAAGGACCCGUAUUGCAUCAUUUGGAAACCUUAACAGCCUGCUCUGAAGACAAUUCCUGGGGACUUUCUCACCUUUUUAUGGUCUUUCAGUCUUUCAUUCAUUUGAAAUGAUAAACGCCAGCAGUCUCAUUAUGGAGCACUGCAUUUGGACUGAAACCAUACAGCUUCUGUGAGCUCUACCCAGCGACCGGGCAAAGUAGUGGCUUCUAGGAUUUACUGUAUCCUUGAAGAGCCCUUCGGACAGAUAUUUCUGCCCAAGAUGAUGAAUUCCUCGCUGGAUCCACUGAACCAGAGCUCUGCUGACUUCUCAAACUCAUCUGCUCCCUUUUGCUUACUUGAGAUAGGCUAUUCCCAGAUUUUCACGACCUGCCUCCUUGAAGUUUCGAUCAUACUUCUCCUGACUGUUCUCAUUAUUUCUGGUAACCUAGUGGUGAUUUUUGUGUUUCACUGUGCCCCUCUGCUCAGCCAGCACACCACCAGUGCUUUCAUCCAGACUAUGGCAUAUGCCGAUCUGCUGGUGGGAGUCAGCUGCCUUUUCCCCUCCCUGUCCCUACUGCAUCAUCUUCAGAGCUUCGAUCCCAAACUCACCUGUCAGGUGUUCGGGUACAUGGUAUCUGUUUUAAAGUCAGUUUCAAUGGUGUCUUUAGCAUGCGUGAGUGUAGACCGCUACAUCGCCAUCACACGGCCUCUGACUUAUGCAUCCCUAGUGACACCUUGUCGAGUGCGCUGCUGUAUUGUGUUGAUAUGGCUUUACUCUGCUCUGGUGUUUCUCCCAUCUUUUCUUGGAUGGGGGAAACCUGGUUAUCAUGGCGAUGUUGUGGAGUGGUGCGCAGUGGAAUGGAGGACAAGUCGGGCUUUCACAACCUUCAUUGUUACGCUGCUCUACGCUCCAGCUGCUCUAACUGUCUGUUUCACUUACGCAAACAUCUUCAAGAUCUGCCGACAGCACACCCGAGAGAUCAGCGAGCGCCAUGCACGUUAUGGACCUCAGCAACUGCAGGGCCCAAGAAUCGCAGUUGGCUCUGUGGUCAAGGACAACAGUGCAGUAGAGCAAGGACAGUUACCCCACUUGUCCCAACCCCAGUAUCAGCAGUCCACAUCAGCAUACCCAGACAGACGUUAUGCUAUGGUGUUGUUUCGCAUUACUAGUGUGUUUUAUAUCCUUUGGUUGCCCUACAUCCUCUACUUUCUGUUGGAGAGUGGAGGGAUCUACCACCACCCUGCAGCAUCAUUCCUUACCACAUGGCUGGCUAUUAGUAACAGCUUCUGUAACUGCCUCAUUUACAGCCUCUCCAACUCUGCCUUCAGGAAGGGCCUCAAACGUCUCUGCUCUUUCUGUUUGCAGCGCAGCGGCAGCAACUAUGGGGUUAGGAACACCAAAAAGGCUUUUUUUGGUUCUGCUGAAAAGGGGUGGGGAUAUGGUCAUGGGGAGAUGAGAACUGGUACAACAUGUCACGUGUAGGGUAAAUACUUUUGCCAAAUUGGCAUUUGGACACGUAAGAAACGGCUGAAGUGAUGGCUGUUAAAAUGCUGCUAAAAUGUGCUGUAAAGAGAUGGAACAAGGCGUUGAAUAGCCUAUGCUGUUUCUGUUGCAUUUGGAAGUUAGACAAGCAUCCUCUCUGCACAAGCCACAGCUGGCAAGUAGAAUAAGUCGAGAGUAAAUCUAUGAGAAAAAAAAAAAAGUGGCUCUUCAUGAUGUUUUAAAAUGGUCAAGGACAGGCAUGAUAGGUGGAGGGGGGUUGAAAUAAGGAAAAAAAAAGUAUAUGAGAGCCGUAGACGUAAAGUAACUUGAGGAUGAACAAAAGGUUUAUCUACCAGUGUUCCUUUUUUAAGUGAAUCCUUAAAUUGUUAUAACAAAAACCCUUACCGAAACUGUGUUGAAAAACUAAAUGUGCCGUUUCUGAAAUAAAGUGAUUUCACUUCAUUUGCCAGAUCAUCGUCACAUAAGUAAUACUGAAUGAAGCGCAGGAUAGAUGAAUGCAAACAGAACAAGUGACUUCUGUGAUUAAGGAUCGAUGUACUGAAGCUAACUGAUAACAACCAGCUCGUUAAUUAUGGUUUUCAGUCCUCAUACCAUAAAUCAGUGUUAAAUAUGAAAAAUGAUGCAACUUUUUUUCUUUAAAUAUUUGUUGUCUCUUGUCGCUGAAGGAGUAGGUAGGUGUAGACCCACCUAGAUUUACCGACUUUGAAUUUUAGAUUAACCUAUUUAUUGAUGUUGCUCACAAAUGUCUUUAAAUGAUUUGUGAGUUUGCACACUACAUCCAUUUUCUUUGUAAUAUAGUAUGGUAACCAGCUUUGGCAUAUGACUGUUAACCUGAAAAAUGCAGAUGUAAUGAUUAGUGAAUAUCUCUUUCAAGUAAUAUGUCAUUGCACCUUUGUUAUGAUUAUGUAGCAAAUGUGAUUUUGUGUUUCUGGGGCACUGAAAGGCCGAGGAAGGAUGUAUUAUUGCACUUAUUUUAUAUUGAUUAUUGGUACAUCUUUGGGCUAAUUUUAUUUAUUUUUUAAGAGAUUUUUCGUGUUGGUUAGAGGAAAAACAAAGAAGCAAAGAAAAAAAAACACAACUAUAUUUUCAACCACAAAAGCCUAAACUUAUUAACUUUUUUUAAGGAACUGAACAUUUUCUUUGGGCUGUUCCUAAUGACUAUUGUUCUUUAAAGAUUUUUAUGAUUGCGAGACCGUCUGACUGAAAUGCCAGAAGUACUUGACCAGUCAAAAAUUUUCAGUGCUCCGAGCCUCACCCACAGUUACUGUCCAAGAGCAUUUACAUUAGCAUUCAUAUGAAUAACCAUUCAACUGUGAGCCUUACCCCUUAUCUUUUGGAUUGGUAGGAGAAACAAUCCUAUGACAUCCUGAGUCAGAUAUUUGUAACAAUCUCAAAUGAUUCCUUUUUUUUGUUUUGUUUAGUACAAUCUUAGAUGUUUGCUGUGUUGUGACUGCGACUGCAUUACUGUGCCUGCAUUUGGGAUCUAGUACACGUGUACGCAAACGAACAGGGAUCACAUGCAAUCAGAACAGACAAAUAGCCCAUUCACUCUGCCAGCAGGCUUACCUCUGUGCGGCAACAAGAAGAGGGACUGGUUGUGUGCAUACCGUCCUAAGCUCUAAAUUUGCGAGGAAUUACUUUUGCGAUGAGCUAUGGAGUCUUCUUUUAUGCGUUUGGUUAGCUAGAGAAAUUCGAGCUUUAUACAUUUUAUUUAAACUACCAAAGAGAGUUCAGUAGGUAUUCGUGGAUAUUUUUCCACUUUUCUCUAGUGUAUAAAAGAUCAAUGCUAGUGGAUUUUACUCAAAGUUUGCGGUGGGUCGGCGAUGCCUUGUGUGCAUGAAUAUGACUGUUUCUCAGACUACUGAGAUAUAUCGUUGCCUUGAUAGAAACACGAUUUUAAACUGUUGGGAAAUGAUUUCCUCUAACAGCUAGAGAGGGCUCUGUUUAUUAACACUUGGCUGUUUUUGGAAGGCACAAAUUGUCAAUUGUACGCAUGUACAGAAAUGAAAAUGUCAGGUCCACAUUCACUGCGGAGUAACCUGAAAUAUAUUUGCAAAUUAUACUUAUAUUUCACAAGUUCACUUUUGUCAUUGUUUAUCUGUUCUGUACAAUCAAAAUUAACCAGGAGUGAAAACAUGACUGAGAACAAUUUAAACAAUUUUUUAUUUUAUUUAUUUUUUUCUUUUGCAUUUAUUCAUUCAUGUGUGCUUGUUGUGUAUGAGAGUUUACAGAUAUGUCAGGAUGCGACCAUUGGUUGAAUUUGGACUGUUUAAGAUUUUCCAGCAAGGGUGCUACUGAAGCUUUCCCCUUUGCUCAUUUCUUUAUUAGCUGCACUUCCCUCAAGUGUUUCCCCUCUGUGCGUUGUGAGUAUGAAGUAUUGUGGUGGUAGAUAGAUUCACAUGUUGUCUUUAAAUACUGUAAUCUGCGUAGCAAUGCCAAAUAUUGUAAUCUUUCCUAUUUUUGUUUCAGUCUCUAAACAAGUGUACAAUAUUGCCGUACUGAAUGUUUGAUUGUUAAACUAUACAAAUUUCUUUUCUACUCACUUUUUUCCUUUUGUUCUUGUAAAGUGAUAAAUGUUGCGCAAUCUAGGUAGGAUUAGCAGCAUGCUUACUGAUUAAAAAGACUGAAGUUUGUUUUUAGAUAUUUCUGUUUAAAUUUUCUGCUGUAAACACAAUUUGUAAAGACUGAUGGCUUUUAAAGUUGACUAAUUUAAAACUAUAAAACUUAAAGGUACAGUUUUGUAAAUUGUAGCGUGUAAUGGUGACACAUCAUUGAUCUUGCGUACACAUUCAGUCUGUCUUGUGGGAAAAUAAUCACUUCCAUGUUCUCAAGGACAUGACACUGGUGACUAUGAGGAACAACUAUGGCACGCUGGGUAAGAUUUUAAAGAACAAGAGGAAAUGUGGCCGCUACAGCUGGUUUAGGAAGUCAUUUGUAGCUUAAAUGCAGCAUUCUUCUGUGAGAGAGAGGAAAAGAAUUGUUGGUGGGCACAAUAGUAAAUGAGCACAUAGUUCACCUGCAACAGACUGAUUAGUAAACUCAGAAAGGUCAUGAAAAUGUAUUCAGUAGAUGCAAAGAAAGAAAACUAAAAUGACUCUGAACAUCCAGAAGCUUAUAUCCUUUUCUUUGGCUGUAAUCAAAGCGCAUUUGAAUAAAUUUAAAUGUCUUUAUGAGCAUACAGCGUCUUUGUCUUUUGUCCUAAUGAAGUCACAUACCUUAAUGGGUAAAAGUGUCAUUUAUUGGAUUUUUUUCACUUGGAUAAACAAAUCGUUUGUCACGGAAAAGGUUAAUGAUAAAGUGAUUUGUCCAAUUCCCGUCACAGGUACGAUUCCGCUAUGACUGAAAAGGCAAAGAUAGCGUUAGUACGUUGGUGUUUCUAUAGUUAGUGAGGAGUACAACUACCUGUUAAAAUGGUGGUGAAGACAUAUUGUUGAUUUGUUUCAGGGCCUCUCUUAACCGCAAUUUACCAAUCUUAGAAGUCUUUGUGUCGCCUUGAGACUGGCUUUGUAUUUUUAGUUUAAAAAUUAUUUUUUACCCUUUAUUUGGCCCUGCACGUGUCAUCUACAUUUCCCUCUUGUAGUCUGAUAGUGUAAUCAGCAAAUUAGGGCUAACCCACAUUCAAAACUGUGGGUUUUUUUCUUGUAAAUUACUCGUCUGUUAUCAUCAUUGUUAUGGAGGGUUUUCUUUCCCCGGAAAAUUAUCAAGAUCAUUUUAUCGUCCUGCUUUAGUCAAAACAGGCAGUGUCAUUAAAGGCUGACUUAUGAUGCAGCUGUUUUAAGGAACUGAUUAUUUUAAAUACACAAGAGGAACCUGAGCACUGUAAGUGAGGUGUAUUCUGGAAAGCUUCCAAAGUCAAGAUUUUUACUCUUGCCCACAUUGAACACUGAAUAAUGCAUGUAAUGAACAGUCGGAACUAUGUAAGUUUCAGAUUGAGAAAAUAGAGCCACUCCAUUUUUAAAAUAAUGCUAAAAUGCAAAAUAUUUUAUUUGCCAACGGUGUUGAAUUUCUGAUGAGGUUUGCGUGAGAUGUUAGCUUUUGUGAAUCAUGAAUGUGGGGAUAAUUUAAAUGUUUUUUUUUUGCUGCUGGUGGACGUGAGAUUCUUCUGAUUUACUCAAUGCUUUGUUGCCAUGUUUUUGUAGCAUUUUUGUGCAUUGUGUAUCUGUACUAGGCAAAUAAAUGUGAUGUUAUUUCAGUCUAUUCAACUGAAUCUGAACUAAAACAAGGAGAAUUGAGGUUAAAUUUUGAAUUUUGUUGUUGAUUUCCCAAGUUUUCACUAGUCAAAAUGUCAGAUCUCUCGAAAAGCAGCAUAUUUCUGCCUGCAGCUAUUCAGCUGAAUUUGAAUGCUGCUGAAACUGAUGUAAAAUAUGUGGCAGUUGACAUUACUUGUUCUUUUGUCAUUUCUAUUCUGAUGAGAUUCAUAUUUUGUCUGCUCUCCUUUUGCUGAGGCAGUGAAUCCAGUGCACAAAUGGCACAGAAAGUAGGGCAUGAGACAGACUAUUAAGAUUUAAUUAUGGCUGAUGCUAAGGUGAGGAAACUGCACUAUGGGAAGCCUAAGCAAGUGUUAUUUACCAGUCAUUUUAAAGAAAAGAGAAGGAAUCACUGAAUUCAUCUCAGUUAUAUUUACGUUGUUUUUUUUACGUUUUUUAAAACAGGACAGUAAAACAUUCACCAUUUAUUCUUCCAUUUACAUUUAAAUCAAGUUAAAUAAUCUAAAUGCAGCACUUUGUAUUAUUUUGUUCAGGGUGAAAGGUUUAUGGCAAGCUUGAUAAAUAUCACGCCAUGUUCUCUUGGUGUCUUGGUAGGGUCCUUUAGGAGCAGAGAAAGAAUAACAGAGUGACAUGUCAGCUAUUGUGUUGAGUCAGAGAAAAUCGGGGACGUAAACAAUAGAGAGCUAGCUAUUCAGCCUUCUCACGGAAGCUCUAGUCUAGUGCUUAACUCCAAGCUUUAGAUUCAUGCACACACACACACACACACACACACACACAC
This is a messenger RNA of Haplochromis burtoni (Burton's mouthbrooder), 10931 nucleotides long. Its product is annotated as probable G-protein coupled receptor 21. Gene Ontology annotation, biological process: G protein-coupled receptor signaling pathway. NCBI's taxonomy places the organism in Eukaryota, Metazoa, Chordata, Actinopteri, Cichliformes, Cichlidae. Gene Ontology annotation, cellular component: membrane. Gene Ontology annotation, molecular function: G protein-coupled receptor activity. The transcript has a single exon. The coding region runs from base 4722 to 5924 and encodes 400 amino acids. The record is from RefSeq and is a predicted model, not a curated record.